ACACAGAACGAGAACAAAGUGCUUAUCGGGUCCCUCUAGUGUUGUAGUUUAGUAUCCACUUCUGUGUGGACCCUACUCUCGCGAGUCCAUGAGCGUGUUCUCAGUACGUGGCGACCAAACAAACAUAUCAGAUUUUCAGUCGGGAUGGCGUCGUUUGGGGGGUGCAUUUACUAGUUUGUAACCACACAUUUUAAUUCAUUGUAAAGUACUAGACGACCUGUGGAUGACAAGAUCUGUGGACUGUGUUUUAUUUUAAUCUUAAAAAAAAAAAAAAAACAUAUCACGGCGUUUUUGUUAGUCUGGCUGCAGGAUGUUGGAGAUGGAGUCCUCCCUAGAACUAACCAAUUCUCUCGCCGCCUCGUCGCUCCCACCGCCUCGGUCUCGUAUCUUUAAAAUCAUCGUGAUUGGCGACUCCGGGGUAGGGAAGACGUGUCUGACCUACCGGUUCUGUGCGGGCAGGUUCCCGGACAAGACCGAGGCCACAAUCGGAGUAGACUUCAGGGAGAAAAUUAUCGAAAUCGAUGGAGAGAAAAUAAAGGUCCAGCUAUGGGACACGGCUGGGCAGGAGCGCUUCAGGAAGAGCAUGGUGCAGCACUAUUAUCGCAACGUGCACGCUGUUGUCUUCGUGUAUGACGUCACCAACCCCACCAGCUUCCAGAACCUGCCAUCCUGGAUCGAGGAGUGCCGGCAGCACUCCCUGGGCAGCGAGGUGCCCCGACUCCUGGUGGGCAACAAGUGUGACCUGCGAGAGUCGGUCCGGGUGAGCACAGACCAGGUGCAGAAAUUCGCCGACUCCCAAAGCAUGCCGCUCUUUGAGACCUCGGCCAAGAACCCAGACGACAAUGACCAUGUAGAAGCCAUCUUCAUGACCCUGGCCCACAAACUCAAGAGCCAGAAGCCACUGAUGCUGAGCCAGCCAGCUGGUGGGGAGAACAGUGUGCAGCUAAAGCCAGAACAAAAGCUACCUGGCAUUUGUUGGUGCUGAACCUGGUCAGUGAGGCUCCGUCUUUUAGUCGUAGCAUAUGGCUGGAUGCCUCCUUGGUCUUUACUGAUGGGAAAGGUUCCUGUAAUGAGGGGGGGCAUCCUGAACUGAGGGGGGUAUUCUGGGGUUCUUGUACUGGGGUUCUUGUAAUGAGGGAGGCAUCCUGGGGUACAUGGGGUUCCAGUACUUUAUAGUGGCGCUCCAGUAAUUGUUGCUAGUCUAACGGUUAACUUAAUCUGGCCUCCCAAAUGCAUGGUUUUAUUGGACUAUUUUAACACUCUUACCUUGAAAGAUACUGUAAGGUUACAUGUCGGCCUCAGAGCCACGUUUAUUUUGCACAGUUUUAGAGAGCACAGUCCCAGUUGUAGGGAAGUAAAUGCAGAAAUGAAGGGCUUGCAGUGCUCAUCAUCCAGGAAGGACCGUUCUGUUCAAGUUGGAGCAGACCCACCCAGAUGUCACUGUUGUGAUCACCUUGUGGGUUUUAAGAAGAGGCAACACUAGGAUUAUUUCAAAAGUACAGCUGCACUAAUUUGGUGGUUAAACAAAUUGAUGUGAUACAAACAUGCUACCAAGAAUCAGCCACGUUUCUUUAGAUCCUUUAUUAUAGCAGACAUUCAUCAGCGCUGCAACAUCCAGUGAUUGAGAAAUGUCCUCCCUGCCAAUCGGUCUGGAUGUGUUCCUGUACCUAUGAGCACCUUUCCUUCAACUUGAAAAUAUCAAAGAUACACUCAGAAACACUCUAAAUUGUCUCUAUGCACAAAUGUUUUAGCCCCGUACAACUACCCAAAGCUAAUGUUAACUACCUUGCUCUUUGGUCAUUUAAAAAAAAAAAAAAAAUUAAUACUUCGGUAGAAAUAUAAUAGACAGAUAUUUCCCAGCUGGCCCUGUGGAAGUCAGGUGUGGUUUUUUUUUUUUUUUUUUAAACAGGAAAUCGGUGCCAAGACUGCCUGUCUGUAUUUGUAAAAUACUGUUUCCAAUCAAGUGCAUUUUUAUUUUCAUUCGAUUUGCAAAAAUAAACGAGUCUAAAGCCAUGGAAUCAGGGAUAUAGCUACUGUAAUAUCAUGAGACAGACAGCUUAUCUAUGCAUGUUUCAAACUCUUACGAAAAAGUCAAAUGCUUUGAUUUGUUCUGUAAUAGCUGUACGUCGUUUGUCUGCCCUUGUUUUCAGUUGCUACGAUAUUCACCACCAAAGUACGUUUUCGAAAACUGUUUGGCCUCUGUCAUAGUACUAUGGUUAGGGGAUGUGAUUUUUGUCACUGUAAAAAUCCCAGCUAAAAACAGACAAUUUCACAGAAUGCCCAUGGCUACAAAUAUUUGAACUUAAAUAUAUUUAUUCAUGUAAUGUUUUAGUAUUUGUGCAAAGUAAACAUAUUAUUUUUAUUUGUUUAUUUAGCAGACGCCUUUAUCCAAGGCGACUUACAGAGACUAGGGUGUGUGAACUAUGCAUCAGCUGCAGAGUCACUUACAAUUACGUCUCACCCAAAAGACGGAGCACAAGGAGGUUAAGUGACUUGCUCAGGGUCACACAAUGAGACAGUGGCUGAGGUGGGAUUUGAACCGGGGACCUCCUGGUUACAAGCCCUUUUCUUUAACCACUGGACCACACAGCCUCCUUGAUAUAUGUAAUGUGUUUUCUUUUAACACACUGCUUCUAGUCAAAAGUAAACAGAUUUUAUUUUUUUUAUUUUUUAUUUUAUUUAUGUAUACCUUGUCCAAUUUGUAAAACAAAAAAUAAUAACCUGAACAUUGAAAAUUAGUUUUCUUUAAAUGAAUGUUGUGGUUGUAAAUUGGAUUUUGCAAUACCCUUGUUGUUCAUGUCUAUUUAAACACAUCUGUGGUUUUGGUAGUACAGGAUGUACAUUAAGACUAGAAGGGUCGUUCUGCAUUUACACUGUUGACAGGUUCUGUUAAACACCGCAGAGAAACCACUGCAAGAGCUGCAAAUCCAGAACUGUAAACCAUCCUCCCUUUAGGCUUUUCAAUAUUGAGUAUAUGCAGAGGUAUAUUUUCUGCACAAAAGACUUUGGUUAAUUUGAAGUUUGUUUCUCUGCUCCCGCUGCUUUUAUGACAUUGCUUGGGAUAUUGCUCUGCUAGUUGCCUAGAACUUAAUUUUGCCACUUUUUAUAGUUCUGUGUAAGUAUUCACCUUUAUUUCACCUUUGCUAACCGCUUUAACUUUGCACUGAAACCAAUUCAAAAGAUGUGAACGACGCAUUUCCUAUUUUCACGUGGAAACAAAUGUCAAAAUUCACGGGUGUGUGACCACCGUGACAAAAUCACAUCCCUAAUUAUGGUGUCUGAACUGUAGUAUAUGUCUGAACUAUAGCUGUAUUUGCAAGGUUUGGUGGCAUGUAGGAUUAGAAAUGUAUAAAUCCUAGGAAUCUAAGCCAUAUCUAAUAAGAGGAAUGGUCUGAACCCAGGUAGGGGAUGUACAAGUUGAACAGUGGGAAAGGUUAUAAGCUAGUGUUUCUGUAUGAUCAGUCAAUGGCUGUCUUCUGUUGUGACAUAAUAUUUCUGUUUCUAUGCAGUAAAUGGCUGUGAACGUUUCACUGUGAUGUCUCAAACACUUGUCACUCACGGCCAUACAGUACAUUGGAUUGUACUAGUUUUUAUUUUUUUACUCUGAAUCCCCUGAAUAUUCAUCACGACUGUACUGACCAAUCUGUGGAUCGUGCACCAAUGGAAAUGAGGCUAAGGAUAUAAAGGAUAUUCACCCCUUGGCACAUGGGGCAUGUUUUAUGGUUCUGUUCCUUUGUUAGUCAUUGCUAGCUUCUUGAUUAGUCAUCUCCGCACUGCUUGUCAGUAGAUAAUGAAGUCAUGCUGAGAGACACAUGAAAAGGGACAGGACACUGUAACCUUUGUGUUGUAAUGUAGUUUGUUUUGUUCUAAUGCAAAAUGGAUUACACACAGUUGAUUUUCUUCUCUAAUUAUGACCAUGUUGGAGGCUUGAAGUCUUACAAAUUAAUCCCUCUAAACAAUCUGUAAUAUGAAGUGCUUCCUUAAUGCUAAAGUGAAUUGUACUUUUUAAUUAAAAAAAAUAAAAUAAAGUAAUGAAAUACUCACUUAAUGUACUGGUGGGACCUGUGUCAUGGAAAGUAUAUCCAAAUAAAGGUAUUCAAAAGGGAAAUCAGUAGCUGGAAGUAUUUGUUUUUUUCUGAAAUGUUUUUUUUUUUAACACAGCAAGGGAUAUUGAAAGUGUCAAACCCUAAUGAGAUUGUUGUGUGUUUUUAAGCAGGAAUAUUACAACAUGACUAGACUAAGGAAACACUGCUUUUAUGUAAUUUUACAGUCCUUUUUGUUUUACAUUGUUUUGUGCAGGUAGUGAUUUUAAAAAUGACUAUACAUGCUAAUAUUUUGAGGUGCAAUAAAUGUCAGCAUUUUA
Acipenser ruthenus (sterlet) is the source of this 4363-nucleotide messenger RNA. Its product is annotated as ras-related protein Rab-33B-like. The record is from RefSeq and is a predicted model, not a curated record. NCBI's taxonomy places the organism in Eukaryota, Metazoa, Chordata, Actinopteri, Acipenseriformes, Acipenseridae. Gene Ontology annotation, cellular component: endosome; Golgi apparatus. Gene Ontology annotation, molecular function: GTP binding; GTPase activity. Bases 311 to 985 code for a protein of 224 amino acids. Gene Ontology annotation, biological process: Rab protein signal transduction. The transcript is spliced from 2 exons.